This is a messenger RNA of Bolinopsis microptera, 1767 nucleotides long. Its product is annotated as phosphatidylinositol glycan anchor biosynthesis class U protein-like. The record is from RefSeq and is a predicted model, not a curated record. The transcript is spliced from 8 exons. NCBI's taxonomy places the organism in Eukaryota, Metazoa, Ctenophora, Tentaculata, Lobata, Bolinopsidae. The coding region runs from base 14 to 1249 and encodes 411 amino acids. Gene Ontology annotation, cellular component: membrane; GPI-anchor transamidase complex. Gene Ontology annotation, biological process: attachment of GPI anchor to protein.
CAGCUUUGCAGUCAUGUUAGGUGAAUUUGCUGUAGGAGUCUUUUUACGAUUGGCAACAUCAUUGACACCACUAAGUCAUUGGCUAGAAGAAAGAGUGGAGAUAACGACCCCAACAUCUAGCUGGAAAAGGAUUGAAGAAGGAAUUGCAUUAAAACAGUUUGGCCUUGAUCCUUAUGCUGGUGAUAUCGUACAUGAGCCUCCCCUAAACAUCAUGAUGUACAGUUUAAUAUCAAGUUAUUCCUCCUAUUUCUUUAUACUAGUGGACAUUCUUUCAGCACUGCUCCUCAAAAUAAGUAUAGACAGAAUACACAAAAAUAUGGUGGAUCAGGAAGACAAUGAAGAAUGCCAUUCAACUUUUGAGAAGCUCAAGAUGAAACUAAAUGAGAAAACCGGAUAUUACAGUCUACUUAUUUUCCUGUUUAAUCCCUAUUCUAUCGCGCUCUGUGCUUCUAAGUCGACCCAGUGUACCACGAACCUGCUGUAUGCUGUAAUGCUGUACGGAGUGAGUAUUAACAGCGUGGUGCUAGUGUCUGUAGUCACUGCUCUGGCCAGCUACUCCACUCUCUUCCCUGUCAUGGUCCUCGUUCCUAUCUUCCUGCAUCACAGGAACAAGGCUCUCACCGGAAUAGUGACGUUUGUAGUAAGCUUCUCCCUGCUGCACUACACUUCCUAUCUAGUUUGCGGAGGUAACUGGAGCUACGUACAGUCUGUGUACGGGUUUAUCCUCACAGUUCCCGACUACACACCUAAUAUUGGGGCUGCUUGGUAUUUCUUCUCUGAGAUGUUCUCUCAUUUCACCGUCCUCUUCCUCUCUGUUUAUCAGUUGAACCUGCUGCUCUACUCGCUGCCCCUGUCCCUCAAGUUCCCUAACUCUCCUCCUCUCGUCAUCUUCUCACUUCUCAUGGUUCUCGCUCUCUUCAAGCCUUACACUUGUGUUGGAGAUUACGUGGUCCCCUUCGCCAUGCUGCCUCUUUGGUUACAUCUCUUCAAAUACCUCCAACAGUUUUACGUUGUUGCUGUUGCUACUGUGGUGCUGACUCUGCUGUGGCCUGUGUUGUGGUAUCUGUGGGUGCACUGCCUCAACGCUAACAGUAACUUCUACUUUGCUAUUACUCUCGCCUUCGUCCUAUUCCAAAGCUUCCUUCUCUCAGAUAUUCUGUACGCAAAGAUGAGACGAGAUUAUGCUCUAAAGAAUGGGAUAGAGACGAAGAAGAUAGAUGGUCAAGAUACAGUCGUUACUCUUAACUAACCAUUAUAUUAUAUUACUUUAGUCUUAUUAGUAUAACAUUUCAAUAAAUUAGAAUAGUGGUAGUGUAGAGGAUUAAAUCAUUUAUCUCGUUAUAUUAAUAUUAUGUUGAAUAAAUUGGACUCUGAGAUUACAGAAAAUUGAUGAAAUUAUCUUUAAAGCUUUAAAUUGCAUUUGAAUUGGAAUACCAAUCAGUAUUUUUCAAUCUCAGAGCCACUUUAUCUGUGUUAUUUUAGUUUAUCGUUUUGUUUACCUGCUGUUAUUGUUAUAUUAAUUAGAAUACACUUGUAGGGAAAUACAUCACCAGACUUUGUUCUUAGAGUCCACUUAAUAAUAGUUUAGAUUUUGAAUUUUUUCGGCUUGUUAACCUUGUGUUUGUAACAUUUAUUUUGGUUAUCUAAGUUUUGCUAAUAUCAGUAUGAUGCUGUUUUUCAUUGCGCCAAUUAAUAACUGAACUUAACACAGUAUUCUCGAAAUUUGUGCUCGUGUAAAAAAUUACAAAUGAAAGGUUCCUUUUUGAU